Messenger RNA from Alexandromys fortis (reed vole), 2764 nucleotides. It is a transcript of the gene Sqle, whose product is annotated as squalene epoxidase. NCBI's taxonomy places the organism in Eukaryota, Metazoa, Chordata, Mammalia, Rodentia, Cricetidae. Gene Ontology annotation, cellular component: endoplasmic reticulum; membrane. Gene Ontology annotation, molecular function: flavin adenine dinucleotide binding; squalene monooxygenase activity. The transcript is spliced from 11 exons. Gene Ontology annotation, biological process: sterol biosynthetic process; cholesterol metabolic process. The record is from RefSeq and is a predicted model, not a curated record. The coding region runs from base 768 to 2489 and encodes 573 amino acids.
GGGCCGGGCUGCGUGCGGGGCGCGCGGUGGUUACUCUGGUUACUGUCCGCGAGGGAUGCUGGGGACCCGGCCGUCCCGCGUCCUCACCGAGCUCUGACGGACGCUCUCCGGAGACAGCCAUUCACCCUCGAGGAAGGCAAGUGGCGGUCGGGCAGGUUCCGGGCCGUGACUUCGGGGCUGGCUGAGGCGAGGUCUCCGGGGAGAGCUGCGCUGCCCCGCUCCAGCCGCGCUUCGGGACUCCGGGGCCAUCUUUUGUUGGAGGCUGCCGGGCAGUGUCGCGUAGGGGCAGCUUUCCCAGCACCCUCAUCCUUGUAUGCCAACUCCUUCCUACCGAGCACUUGCUGCAACUGACAAAAGGCCAUUUACAGCCCGAGGAGUGGACAUCGAAGUACACAGCAACACUCGUACCCCUCACCCCAGUGUAAACAUAGAGACACCCGUCUGUCAGUUGGCUGAAUGAAGAAGGGUCUCUAAUCAGGUGCUGUAGGCAGGCUUUAAAUCCUGCUUUCUAAGUCCUGGACAACUUAAUACGUUUGUACUCUGAAUGAUUUCAAAAAUUGAUCUCAUCUGACUCGUGAUCCCGAAACUGUUGGCAGGAAGGGGUUGGGCCAGUGUCCCAGGCCCCUUUUGAGAACCACAUUUUGGGGAGAAAGUUUUAAUCAUCAAACCCCUCCCGAGGGGAAAAAAAAAGACCACCCCAAAACAAAUCAAAACAAAACAAAAAACCCAAAAUUCCUCAGCCUUGGCACCAAAGAAGCUUUUGAGCCAUGUGGACUUUUCUUGGCAUUGCUACCUUCACCUAUUUUUAUAAGAAAUGCGGGGAUGUCACCCUGGCCAACAAGGAGCUCCUCUUGUGCGUGCUGGUGUUCCUGUCGCUGGGCCUGGUGCUCUCCUACCGCUGUCGCCAUCGAAACGCGGGCCUCCUUGGUCGCCAGCAGAGUGGCUCCCAGUUCGCUGCCUUCUCUGAUAUUCUCUCAGCUCUGCCUCUUAUUGGCUUCUUCUGGGCCAAGUCACCCCCUGAACCAGAAAAGAAAGAGGAGCUGGAGUCCAGUAAGUGCAGAAAAGAAGCCAGUAUUUCAGAAACAACAUUGACAGGAGCAGCUACCUCAGUGUCAGCAUCUUCUCUGAAUGAUCCGGAAGUUAUCAUUGUGGGGGCUGGUGUACUCGGAUCUGCCUUGGCAACGGUUCUUUCCAGAGAUGGAAGAAAGGUGACGGUAAUCGAGAGAGAUUUAAAAGAGCCUGACAGAAUCGUUGGUGAGCUUCUGCAGCCAGGUGGUUACCAUGUUCUUAAAGAACUGGGCCUCGGAGAUACAGUAGAGGGUUUCAAUGCCCAUUUUAUACACGGCUACAUAGUUCACGAUUAUGAAAGCAGAUCUGAAGUUCAAAUUCCAUACCCGUUGUCAGAAAACAACCAAGUGCAGAGCGGAAUUGCUUUCCACCAUGGCAAAUUCAUCAUGAGUCUCCGGAAAGCAGCUAUGGCAGAGCCCAAUGUGAAGUUUAUAGAAGGUGUUGUGCUUCAGUUGCUAGAGGAAGACGGCGCCGUGACGGGAGUGCAGUACAAGGACAAGGAGACUGGAGACACCAAGGAGCUCCACGCCCCGUUGACUAUUGUUGCAGAUGGGCUUUUCUCCAAGUUCAGGAAGAACCUUGUCUCCAAUAAAGUUUCUGUUUCAUCUCAUUUUGUUGGCUUCCUUAUGAAGAAUGUACCACAGUUUAAAGCCAAUUUUGCAGAGCUUGUUCUGGUCAAUCCAAGUCCAGUUCUCAUCUACCAGAUUUCAGCCAAUGAAACACGGGUACUUGUUGAUAUCCGUGGGGAAAUGCCAAGGAAUUUAAGAGAAUACAUGGCCGAACAGAUUUACCCACAAAUGCCUGACCACCUGAAGGAACCGUUCCUGGAGGCCUCUCAGAACUCUCGUCUGCGGACCAUGCCAGCAAGCUUCCUUCCUCCUUCCCCUGUGAACAAACGAGGCGUUCUCCUUCUGGGAGAUGCAUAUAACCUGAGGCAUCCUCUUACUGGUGGAGGGAUGACAGUUGCUUUAAAAGAUGUAAAAUUAUGGAGAAAACUGUUAAAAGACAUUCCUGACCUUUAUGAUGACGCUGCUGUUUUCCAGGCCAAAAAGUCAUUCUAUUGGUCAAGAAAAAGGACUCAUUCCUUUGUUGUGAAUGUGCUGGCUCAGGCUUUGUAUGAAUUAUUUUCUGGUACAGAUGAUUCCUUGCAUCAGCUACGAAAAGCUUGCUUUCUUUAUUUUAAACUUGGUGGAGAAUGUGUGACGGGUCCCGUUGGGCUGCUUUCUGUAUUGUCUCCAUACCCUCUAGUGUUGAUCCGACACUUCUUUGCUGUUGCUGUCUAUGCCACGUAUUUCUGCUUUAAAUCUGAGCCGUGGGCUACAAAACCCCGAGCCCUUUUCAGUAGUGGUGCUGUACUGUACAAAGCGUGUUCUAUAAUAUUUCCUCUCAUCUACUCAGAAAUAAAGUAUCUGAUUCAUUGAAGGGGAAACCACUUGGAAGUCAAGCCCAUUGAGACUUGAAGAGGAUGUAUAUAGCAUAGAACUGUAUGACUUCCUUGGAGACUCAAGGACCAAGCUUGUGUAUAAGCAUGUAAAUAUAUGCCUUAAUUUACAAUUGAAAAUGAAGGGUUGAAUAAGCUAGAUGUUUAAAAGAAUGAUUGUUUCCACAAAUUAGUGCUAACACUGAAGUUUUUCUUGAUUUCAGUAUUUGGGGUGAUUCACUGGGACAUGCAAAUAAAAUGAAGAAUAAACUCUUA